Molecule: messenger RNA, 294 nt
Organism: Phaeoacremonium minimum UCRPA7
Lineage: Eukaryota; Fungi; Ascomycota; Sordariomycetes; Togniniales; Togniniaceae
Product: putative hydrophobin precursor protein
Exons: 2
Coding region: 1-294 (97 amino acids)
Cellular component (GO): extracellular region
Source: RefSeq, a predicted model, not a curated record
AUGCAGUUCUCCGUCGCUCUCAUUGCCCUCGUUGCCGGCCUCGUCUCCGCCGCCCCCCUUGAGGAGCGCCAGACAUACACUCCCUGCUCCGGCCUCUAUGCCUCCGCACAGUGCUGUGCCACCGAUGUCCUCGGUCUUGCUGACCUUGACUGCGGUGACCCGACCGCUGUUCCCACCGAUGCCGCCAACUUCAGCGCCAUCUGUGCUGCUAUUGGCCAGCGCGCUCGCUGCUGCGUCCUGCCCAUCCUUGACCAGGGUAUCCUGUGCGACACCCCCGCUGGUGUUGACGACUAA